Molecule: messenger RNA, 2055 nt
Organism: Fusarium odoratissimum NRRL 54006
Lineage: Eukaryota; Fungi; Ascomycota; Sordariomycetes; Hypocreales; Nectriaceae
Exons: 4
Coding region: 1-2055 (684 amino acids)
Biological process (GO): synaptonemal complex assembly; mitotic sister chromatid cohesion; replication-born double-strand break repair via sister chromatid exchange
Cellular component (GO): synaptonemal complex; cohesin complex
Molecular function (GO): chromatin binding; protein binding
Source: RefSeq, a predicted model, not a curated record
AUGUUCUAUAGCCACGAGAUCCUCAGCAAUACCCAGUAUGGGGUUGCCACCAUCUGGCUCGUCGCCACCGUGGGCAAGUCUAAUCAGAAGCGGUUGACUCGCAAGGCAAUUCAACAAGUCAACGUUCCCAAGGCAUGCGAGACCAUCAUCAACCCAGGAGCCCCGUUAGCUCUACGUCUCCAGGGGAACCUCCUUUAUGGAGUCUCUAGGGUCUAUGCCCAGCAGUGCCGUUAUAUGCUCUCAGACGCUGAAAAGACACAAUCUGACAUGACCUUCUUUCGGGUUAUGGACACAAGUGAACCGGACCCAAACGCGGGCAAAUCAAAGCGACAUCAAAUCACCUUGCAGGAUGACCCGUCCUUUGAUCCUUUGUCGACUAUCCCAAAGCUCGACCUUUUGGCUAGCGUUGAUGAUUUGGUUCUUCUAUCGACAAAAUUUUCGUCACAGGGCAGUGUCUCUCAAAUGACUCCCAUGGCUCAAGGUUCCAGCUCUUCAGGUUGGGGCAAUUCACUGCUCAACUUCGACAUUCCUCAGUCUUCGCAUUCUGGCCGAAGCUACCGUCUCCCAACGGAUCUUGACCACGAUUCUCCUUUCGCAAAACCUUUCCAUGCGCAGGACCCUGUGGAGGACUUCAAUCCGUUCGGUGUAGAUAUUUCAAAUAUGCCUGGUCUUGACCUCAACUUUGACCUGGACGGCAACCUCAUUGAGUUCGGCGACAUGGAACCACAACUCCCUCCCCUUCCUGGGACGGCGGCAUUCGAAGAGCAUCUCCAGGUUCAAGUUGCCAACGCAGCCGGCCUCGGCGUCGAAAAUGGGCCCCUUGGAGGGGACAAUGUGAUCAUCAUGGGUGAAGAUGCCUUGCCUGACGCUGAGCCUUUCCCCAAGCGUCUUGUUGCCAGAAAAGCCACUUCCUCGGCCGAGCCCAGCUCUGAAUCAGUCUCGACUGAGGAAGCCAAAGCACCACUGCGACGACAAAGGCGACGUCGAAUCCGCCAAAUGGUCGAUGGCAAGGACCAUGUCGCUGUAACAGAGAUUCGAAGCUGGUCUAUGAACUAUCUUGACAACAUGAAGGCCAACUACAAACCCCGUCCUGCUACCACUGUCGCUCAGGCACGCCACAACGCGAAGGCUCUUCUUUUUGACAAUGGGCUUACGGGUAUUGGUAGAGCUUGUUCAGGUGCGGCACACCCUCUCGCAGAACACUUCUCUGGUAUGGCUCUCUUGGCGCAGCUACAAGGAAAGAAUCCUGAGCAAGAUGCAGAACCUGUGACGCGGAGCCGCCGCCGUGUUUCUGCUGAAGCUUUCGAAGACGAGCAGAAUGAAGCACGGAAUGUCCGUCAGAAGGUGAACCAUGCCAACGAGCUUGGGCGUGGUGUUGAUUAUGACAUGGGUGCUAUUAUGUUUGGUGAAGACAUUGCCCCUGAGAUGAGAAUGGAUGCAGCAAAGGGUCUUGAAGAUCGGCACUCCUCAUCCAUGGCUCCUUGGAGUCGUCCUCCCUCUGCUGCACCUGGUUCGUCUAUUCGGGGACAUGGUAGCGCACAUAAAAGAUUCCCUGCUCCAAGUCCUCUGCAUGCCCGCGGUAGUGCAAUUCGUCCAAUUGAGCGCUGGAGUGAUCAGCUUGGGCCGCAGCAUGGCUCUGACGACUUGGCGAUGCUCCGUUCUCAAGAUUCUUCUAUCGGCGAUGAAGGCUUCAUGGGUGAUGUCGAAUUCGGCAAUGGCGACCACACACAGGGCUCUGGUGCAGUCAUUGAUGCCUCUGCUCUUGACUUCUUAGGCUAUGCCACUUCUCGUGUGGAGUCCAAAGGAUAUACUCGUUCUUGCGACCAAGCUGACCGUCGCUGGAUCGAUUUCAAUACUCUUACCGACGAGCUCGAUGACCCUGCCAACUCCAAGAAGUUCGCAUCGGAGGCUUUCAUGCAUGUUCUCGUUCUUGCAACUAAGAACGCCAUUGCCAUCGAGCAAGAUGGGAUUGCCGACAAAAAGCCCUUCGGCACCAUCCGCAUUGGCCUCACUCUUCCUCAGCAAGAGGUCGACAUGGCCGACGAGCUGGCCUAG